Molecule: messenger RNA, 445 nt
Organism: Puccinia graminis f. sp. tritici CRL 75-36-700-3
Lineage: Eukaryota; Fungi; Basidiomycota; Pucciniomycetes; Pucciniales; Pucciniaceae
Exons: 2
Coding region: 65-445 (126 amino acids)
Source: RefSeq, a predicted model, not a curated record
CGAUUGGCUAGGCUGCUCUGGCGGAGUGAGCCAAGGAUAGAUUUCAAAUCGAUCUCGCUCGAUCAUGUCCUUGAAUACGAUCUACCCUCUGAUCUCUCUAACCCCUCAAACCAAUCGGAAUGUCUUGGCUUUCCUUCGCUUGGUGAUCGUUUGUCUGAUUGCUGGCGCGGCGGUUUCCUCUCGACUGUUUGCCGUCAUUCGGCAUGAAUCGAUCAUCCAUGAAUUCGAAUGGAAAGCUCUGGCCCUGUCAGAAAUCUUCGCUCGUUCAACCGGGCGAGACAGUCCUCGACAUUUAUUGCUUCGCUCGUUCAACCCGGCGAGACAGUCCUCGCCAUUUAUCGCUACUUAUAAAGGUAGAAUUUUGUCGCUUCGACCAGCAACAGUUAUGAGCGAGCGAAGAAGGGGACCUGCCCAUCUUCUUUUUCAUCGACAAGGAUUUCGAUGA